Molecule: messenger RNA, 3644 nt
Organism: Ictalurus furcatus (blue catfish)
Lineage: Eukaryota; Metazoa; Chordata; Actinopteri; Siluriformes; Ictaluridae
Gene: uck2a
Product: uridine-cytidine kinase 2a
Exons: 7
Coding region: 491-1282 (263 amino acids)
Cellular component (GO): cytosol; cytoplasm
Molecular function (GO): ATP binding; kinase activity
Source: RefSeq, a predicted model, not a curated record
UUGAAUUAGUUGGCGUUUACUCAGGACUUUUCUAUCAGUGAGAAAAUGGAGAGGAGUCUGUUGUUUAGGAUGUUGCAGAAAAGUUUACAUAGGUUGCUGUCUACACAUAUACCACUGUAGUUAUUUGGGUCGAAUAUGUCUCAGCUUUUCUCCAUCUCACUCUCUCUUACGCACACACACACGCACGCACGCACGCACACACAUACGCACGCACACACACACACACACACACAGACACUUUCUCUCUGUAUUACUAUACUUGUGAGGACCUUCUACUGACAGUGACAUAAUUAUCAAUGCAGGUAAUUACUGCUAUGUCUACACCUAAUUUCCUAUAAUUUUGGGGGACGUUUGAGACAUAAACACACACACACAGACACACACACACACACACACACACACACACACAAAGGGAAGCGGAAGGAGGCGGAGCAGUGCUGGUGUUUCUUUGCUUGGAGCAGCGCUGAUCGUGUUCACACUGACCGGCAGCAUGGCAGGAGAAAGCGAGGCCGAUCUGGAGCAGCGUGAACCCGAGCACACACACACCAUCCGACAGCCUUUCCUCAUCGGGGUGGCGGGGGGCACUGCCAGCGGAAAGUCAUCCGUGUGUGGUAAGAUUAUGGAGCUUCUUGGCCAGAAUAAAAUUGACCAUCACCAAAGGCAGGUUGCCAUCCUGAGUCAGGACAGUUUCUACAAGGUGCUUACCCCAGAACAGAAGGCCAAGGCUCUUAAAGGGCAAUUCAACUUUGAUCACCCAGAUGCAUUUGAUAAUGAGUUAAUAAUUAAGACUCUGUGGGACAUCAUGGAGGGAAGAACAGUUCAGAUCCCAGUCUACGACUUUGUAACCCAUUCCAGGAAGAAGGAAACGGUAACAGUGUACCCAGCUGACGUGGUGCUGUUCGAGGGGAUUCUCAUGUUCUACUCGCAGGAAAUCCGGGAUCUCUUUCAGAUGAAGCUGUUUGUCGACACAGAUGCUGAUACACGACUCUCACGCAGAGUCUUGCGAGACAUCAGUGAGCGAGGACGGGACCUGGAGCAGGUCUUAAGUCAAUAUAUCACAUUUGUUAAGCCUGCUUUUGAAGAGUUCUGCCUACCAACAAAAAAGUAUGCUGAUGUGAUCAUCCCAAGGGGAGCUGAUAAUCUAGUUGCCAUUAAUCUGAUAGUGCAGCACAUCCAGGACAUUCUGAACGGUGGCUUAACCAAACGACUGAACGGUUGUCUUAAUGGCCACACUACUCCUCGCAAGCGGCAGCCAUCAGAGUCAAGCAGCAGGCCACACUGAUAUGCCCUACAAGGGAACCAGAGAAGAGUGGCAAUGGACAAGGGACUUGAAGGGGGGUUGUGUGUAUAUAUAUACACUGAUGAUUUGCAAACUGUAUUUAAAAGAAAAAAAAUCAAGAAAUGCCUUCUCUGACUUGCUACAGUGUUAUUGUUUUGUCUUUUGUUUUUCAAAUGACUGCUGCACUUAAUUGUGAGGGGAAAAUUUUCCUUGCUGAAAACAGUUGGUCAAAGCUAUUUUGCCUGUCCUAUUAAUUUGCAUUGGCAUAUUUUAUCCAUCUGGCCCUAGAUUAUGAGUGUUUCUAAAAAUAAUAAGACCGUACGGGUCACUUCAGAAUUUGCCAAAGGGACAUAGCUGGUAAAGACCUGCACUGACUUGAAUAAAAAAAACAAAACACAGCAUAUUUUCACGAUUAAAGUACAACUUCUGCCUCUGUUGUAAUAUUAUUGCCUCUAAAGCAUUUUCAGCUCCUCUGCUGUAUGUUAGUGUUUAUUCCAAGAGCAAAGUGACUUUAUUCAAAAGGAGUGAUGCCUUUUUUUUUCUUUAAUUCCUUCAUUUUUGCUAACAUCCAUCUUCAUUAUUCGUAGGUCAGGGCUUGUAUUGUAUCUUGCACUGUAAAAUAAAGCUCAGUGGCAUGUUAUGAACAGUAUGUUAACAUGACAGAGAUGCUUACGUACAGACAAAGAAAAGUUUGGAUGUUCUCCAGGUCCUAUGCAGCAUGUUCAAAGACAGACUCUCUCAACACACCUUAAAGUAUAUGCAGAUUCAGUAAAGAAACCAAGAACUUGUAUGGCUGUCCUUGAUCUACUGUAUUCAAUGUAGUGUUUUGACACCUUUCAAACAACACUAAGAGGCAGAUGAUAAAUUGCAAAAAUACUGAUUUUAUUUAAUAGAAUUUGUUUUUACAGAUAAUUCUUGAGUUAUAUUUAUUGUCAGCUGCAAACAUAAAGCACACAUUACGAUGGGACGCCACUCAGUAUGUAUUGUAUGGAUUUUAACCCAACAAAUUUUGCCACACAAUCUAUUUUGUCAUUUUGCAGAAGGAAACAACACUUUCAGUUUUCUCUCUAACUCAGGAUCCCAUGUUCAUGCAUGGGAUUUAUGCAGGGACUCAUGCAUUGGACCAGUGACUUUUCUUCUUCAUUUUCCUUUUAUAAGGGCUCAUCAAUACCGAACCUCUUUUGAGAAUAUAAUCCUGUCCUAACUAUAACAGAUUUUGUAUCUCUUAUGUUUCAUAUUUAUUAUUUUUCAAAAUCUACUUUAAAAUUACUCUCAGAAAUGAAUCAGUACUGUAGAUGGUCUUACAUUGUCCUUUCUGUCCUGGCAUACUGUACAUUUCUUCCACUUUUUGUUCCUGCUACAUCUACACCGACACUGCUGCUAUGGUACAGGGUAAUUCGUAAAUGGCUGAACAGUGUAAUGAAAGUGUAUAAUCAAAUUGAGGUGGUUGUCUAAGCCAGUGAAUUUAUAUUUAAUUGUUAUUUUAGGAAGCUGCAGUUCAAUAAAAAAAAAGUGAAUUAGAUAGAGAAUUGUGGUGUUAAAAGAACGGUUUGGUCUGUCCCCAUUAAAUACAAGUUGUGUAAAUAACUGUUCUUUUGACAUUGUUUAUGUUUUAUGUAUAAACUUUAAUGUCAUGACACAAAUCAGUAUGUUCUGAUAUUAAUCAUGAAUUUGCAACUGCCUCCUGGUGGACUGUGCUGCUUCUACUCACAAGUACUAAUGCAAAAAACACAUACCUUAAUGAUAUAUACCUGUGGUUGAAUCGGUGAAGUCUCUCAGACACCAGCUGUAAUAAACUGCAAUAUGCCUUAUAACAAUUUCAAUUUCACCACUUUGCAUUUUUAUUUCAAAUUAUGCAGACCAGAGAAUAAUUUUAUUUCAGUUUGAUUUCAUUAUGGGGUAAUCAAUUUCUGUGGUAUAACUUUUUGUUAGUUGUUCUUGGGAAAUGCAUUCUUUGACAUAUUUGUGUGCUUUUUUUCAGAAUAUGUACAACUGUAUGUAUACUUGUCGAUAUCAUCAAACUGGAGAUGUAAUGAUUCAGAAAGUUAAGAAGCUUGCAAACUUUUUUUUAAUUUUUUAAAAUUUAUUUAUUAUUUUUUUUAUGGACCAGGUAUGAUAGCAAUGCAAGUUAAAAGAUAAGAGGCACUGUUUUGAUGAAGGAUUAUAAAUAUGUGGUUCUGCAGCAAGUAAAUGAUAUUAAUAGAUAAUGGACAGUAUUAGAUUAAUCAUGAGAGAUAAGUUGGGUCAUGCGUUUGCACUUCUUUGUAAUCGUCUCAGUGUUUCACAAUGUACUGCAAUUUAAAUAAACGAAUAAACAGAGAUAAGAUGGACGAUUAAAUAAAAUUUUUGUACUAUACGUUGUAUU